UAUCUGAGGUGGAACCUUCGCUCUUUCUUGCUGUCAAUCUUGAAGACAUCAACGGAUCCUCCCUUCCAGAAACAAUCGGACCUCCAAACCUCUUCACAUCACCUCCAGCAACAUGUCGUCAAUCGCGAAAUCCAACAUCCUCGUCCUCGGCGCAACAGGCGCCACCGGCCUCAUCUUCACCCGCCUCGCCCUCAAACAAUCCCCAUCACCAAGUCUAACCCUCUUCGCGCGCUCCGCCGCCCGCGUCCCCUCCGAAUUCAGCGCCUCCUCCCACGUGCGCAUCGUCGAAGGCGCGCUCACCGACCCCGCCGCCCUCUCAACCGCCAUGAAAGACGUGACCACCGUCGUCUCCUUCCUCGGUGCCUACCCGACUCUCCGCGCGUUCAUCUACCGCACCAAAACCACCCCCAUCGCCGACGCCUUCCCAAACGUCUUCAAUGCGAUGCGAGACGCGGGGGUCAAGCGCAUCUUCGCGCUGUCAACGCCCGCAUUCGAGGUUCCGGGCGAGGUGAGAGGUUGGGGGUGGUAUCUGAGUAUGAAGCUGCCGCCGUUCAUGGUGCCGCAGGGGCACGCGGAGAUGAAGGGGAUUGCGGAGCAGGUGGCGGCGCAGAAGGAUCUGGAUUGGACCGUGUUUCGGGUGCCGUUUUUGGAGAGCGAGAAUGGGGGGCCGGAGAAGGAGGUUGUGGCGGGGACGUUGUCGCCGGAGUUUAAGGGGAAGACGGCGCUGUCGAGGGAGGGGUUGUGUAGGUGGUUGCUUGGGGAGAUUGAGAAGAGGGAGUGGGUGAAGAAGGCGCCGAUUUUGGGGAAUGCGUGAUCGAGGUCGGUUUGAGUUGGUGGCGGGUUAGUCGGGGUGGCGUUGGACGUGGCUGCGAUGAAGUAGUCGGUACCGGAGGGUACUUUCCUAUUGAUGGCGAUUGUUAGUGGAUUGUGGGGUACAAGGCUCGGAAGCGGGGAACCCAUGAUUCGAAGUUGCCGACAGGUCGUCCUACCUAGGCAGAUCUCCUACUCAGAAAUCAUCCAGCACGAUAAUGCG
Mytilinidion resinicola is the source of this 1033-nucleotide messenger RNA. RefSeq names its product NAD(P)-binding protein. The record is from RefSeq and is a predicted model, not a curated record. Lineage: Eukaryota; Fungi; Ascomycota; Dothideomycetes; Mytilinidiales; Mytilinidiaceae. The coding region runs from base 113 to 814 and encodes 233 amino acids. The transcript is spliced from 3 exons.